Trichoderma asperellum CBS 433.97 is the source of this 339-nucleotide messenger RNA. RefSeq lists its product as uncharacterized. NCBI's taxonomy places the organism in Eukaryota, Fungi, Ascomycota, Sordariomycetes, Hypocreales, Hypocreaceae. The record is from RefSeq and is a predicted model, not a curated record.
AUGUCGGGAUACUCCAACGUUGGCACAUCUGGCGUUUAUGAAGCUGGUGAUCAGCGGAAUGUCAAGAGAUCCGAGAUGGAAAACGCUGAGCGAUACAACGAAGGGCAGCCGGGAUCACAUAUCGGAAAUGAUUCAAAAGACGAACGCUCCAUCGCUAACAGGCUGGCCGCGGAAGAGCGAAAGUCAGAGCCCAGCGAUGACAGAGAAACAGCUUUAUUGAAAGAAGACCCGACACUUCCUGCUAAAAUGCACGGCAAUGAACCAUCGAGAGGAGCCAAGGUCGACGCUCAGAUAGCGGCGGAUGAGGAAGAGUACCUGAGACGGAAAGGCAAGGCGUAA